Acanthaster planci (crown-of-thorns starfish) is the source of this 3782-nucleotide messenger RNA. Its product is annotated as F-box only protein 33-like. Gene Ontology annotation, molecular function: protein binding. The record is from RefSeq and is a predicted model, not a curated record. Gene Ontology annotation, biological process: positive regulation of protein ubiquitination. Lineage: Eukaryota; Metazoa; Echinodermata; Asteroidea; Valvatida; Acanthasteridae.
AUUCAUGCACGGGUACCCGGGUGCAAAUCAGCUGCUGGAGUUCACCACGAGUUAACACUUUCUUUAUGAACAGUUAUUCAGUUUUGUGUUGGGCGGUCUCUAUCUUUGGACCUUGUGGCGUGUGCACAGUUGACACCUAGCCAAGGUUGCGGACGCUGGUCUUCGUACAUUACGUCAGUAUGGUCAGGGAGUCGACCUGGCAUGCCUAGUCUAGGUCGACACCCAAGUGCGUGCAAUUCAAGUGAUGCCAUAGUGACUUCAUGGAGCAGAGUUUUGCCUUCUUGCUUCAAAUACGUUUGCAUAGAACGUGAUCGUGGAGCCUUGUAGAAAGCUGAGCACUAACAGGGAUUUUCCAGUACAUCAGUCCAGCAUGGAUCCUAGUAACUGGAGCCAGCUGCCGCAUACGGCAGUCAUUAACGUCCUCUCCUGCCUGUCUCACAGAGACAGAGCUCGGGCCUCGUCAACCUGCAGGAGUUGGCGGGAGUGCUACUUCCACCCCUCCUUCUGGCGUCAAGUUAACCUGGAGCUGUCCCUGCGUACCGGCUGCGAGCCGGCCCGCCGCAUCCUAGAGAAGUGCGGGCGGUUUGUGCGGGAGCUGACUCUGACCUGCAUGGUGGUGUUGCCCAAUCACGGCGUGCUGUGUGGUCAGUUUGUCAGCCGGAGCGCGUCGGCCAGCUUGCUCCCGCCCACAGGGUCUGAGGAGUCAUCACAGGAGUUGCAGCUGGAUGAGCUGCCCCACUAUCGGGCAUUGUACCAAGACUUGCCUAAGGUCCUUGACGGUCUCAGCAGCAGCGAGGGACUUGAGAAACUCGUCUUCAGCUUCUUUCCUCUGUGCAAAAACUGUAAAUGCCCGCAGUCACCGGAUGAGGCGUUUGAAACCAAGAUGACAGAGAGCUUGAAGAAAGUCAUGCAAGCCACUGGCAAGCUGAAGACCUUGGCACUGGGACACAGCAUCGCCUCUUUGCAGUCCAAGUUCCUGAAGAUGCUUGCUCAGAAAUUUGGCAAGCAGCUGCAAGUCCUCCAUGUCCCGACCUUCCAGGUCAGCGAAAGACUCUCCGACGAGGCUACUGCGGUAACGUCGUCCCUCUGCGAGUUCACAUCCCUGUCCAUCCUGACCCUGAAUCUGUCCAUGGUGACCGACCAACUCCUGAGGAGCCUGCCCGAUGCCAAAUGUGCUCUCGUCCUGCGGCAGCUCAACAUGAUAACGGGUUUUGGGGACGACGUCAUUACUUCCGCCGAGGACGCCAGCUGGGAGAAGCUGGCCCGUCUCCUGCCAGAUGUGUGCGUUACCGUGUCGGCCGUCGUUGCCGAUAGCGGAGCAAUGGACGAGCUUCUCCACUUCCUCACUCCCAGCAUACCGCUGACGUCCCUGAGAAUCUUUGUCUGCCACCCGUGGUCCCUGAAAGAGGAGCUCAUUGAUGAUGUCGCCAAAAACUACAAGAGUCUUAGCUGCUUGGAGCUGCAUACUGACAAGCCCACGUUGUUGUUUGGCAAUGAUUCGGAGGCAGACCCACUGGUCAUGCUGUGUUGGCAGUGCAAGCAGUUGAAACGCCUUAUAAUCACAGGGUAUAAACUCCUCCUCUGCAACAUUCUGGCGAUGGCCACGCUGAGGGGGCCCAGCCUGACCACGUUUGAGGUGGAGCGGGAGCUUCUCUACCAUUACGACGACAUCCCGACCCGUGAGGAGGACGGAGAAGAGACCCCAACGUCCUUCGACAGCCAAUUCUCAGACAGCCUGCUGUCAGACAGCCUUGCGUCCUCGGAGGCCGAGCACCUGUUUGUCCUGCAGAGGAAGGUGGAAGAGAUCAGCGGAUGCCUGAAGCGGCCCUGGGAACCAGUGGAGAGGCGGCACCUGACCAUCGCCAAGUUCCUGGCCCAGGACCUGCUCAUCGACGCCGCUCAGUGAAAAAUGGAGGAACUUGUGUCGUGUGAGGGAUUAACAAUACAGCGGGCCCCAGUGUUUGUCCCCAAAUAGUCUCGCUUCCAGCUUGCAAGCUGACAUUGUAACUGUGUGAUGAUUUCCAUGCAGCAAGGCUUUGCAAUGGCAGAUACCAAGGGAAUAAGAUCAACGCAAGUAAACAUAUUGUGGACAUUUUUUAGGGAUCUUGGCAUUCCAUGAAAUUAACAAAAGGGUGGGGUGCAAGAUUUGGUCGAGAAAGGUUGGGCAAGGUUUGAUGAUUUUGAACUGUGCAUUAGCACUUUCACUUGCUCAAGUGUUCACAUACAAAUCCUAACUGAGGGUUGCUUACAUGUAUUUAUUAUUUCAUUUAGUGCACAAGUAUUUCACUGCAAUGAGUGGCCGUGACAUAUUGCAUUUUCUUUACUUUGACUUUCUCUUGUAAACCCUUUCCCAAAAUAAAAGGCUACCUGUAUCCUGCCAGAAUUGAGACUGACCUUUGGCAUAGGCCAAAGGUCAGCCACAGAUUAAUCCCCAUUCACAGUUUCACACUCGACAUCCUUGGAGUCAACUGUGAGGAAGAGAAACAUCCUUAGAAUGAACUCCAGUCCAUUUCUUAUAAUCAAUUGACUGCACUUCAGUUUAUACCUUUUCUGUCGGUGUAUAAUUGUGUCGUGUGGUGAACUGCCUAGAUGUAUGUUGUAUGAGUUACCCUAGUAUACUAGAGUCAACAGUGUUGGGGUAAUUAGCCAUUUUGAAGCAUGGCAGACACAAUAGGAAGGUGAAAUUUGAAGUGGGUCAAGUUGGAGUAAAUGCAAAAGUGUUUACUGGAACCUUACUCAGACCAAAUAUUACCCUUCGAUUGUGUCCAACCUACCUCAAGUCGGCUAAUUAGAUGUGAAUUGUGAAAUUCUGAGAUCCUUUCAGGUCCCCCAAACGGCCAGUUUUGUUUUCAAAUGUUCCCACCAGAUUGAUGGAUUUAUGCAGCUUUUCAAAACGGCAUUAUAUGCCUCCUUCAAAAACAAAUGUUCUGGAAAAAGAUUCGAUACUUACAACUGCUUCGUAAUGGUGCAUGAUUGUAUACGGGUUCUUAUGGUUUAGAAUGAUAGAAGUUGUGAAAUAGAGUUUAGUGUGUAAAAAUGGUCUGAAGCCAUUUUCAUAUGCCAUUUUCAUGUGCCAUUAGAUUUCACCCACUGAGGGUGGCUGUAACUAGAAAUUCCAUGUGGAAGAUGUGUAGAACUCACCAAAGAUCUACAUGUAUCUAAUGCCGUUGUCAGUAUUACAGUAUGUGCAGCAUCUGUUUUCACAUGCUCGCUUCAGUUUAUUUUGAUGUUCCUUAUAUAUGUUGGAAGGAUGUUGUGAUCAUGAAGGCAUUUGAAAUGAUUUUUGUCUGUUGAUCACUUCAUUAGUAAACUGUAAUAUUGAUAUUAAUGUGAAACUAAACUUGAAGCGUGUAUUUAGAUGAAGUACAAAAGGUGUCAUGAUUUCAGGAUAGAUGAACAGUUUGGACGACUGGCUUAAUCUCUGAUAUUUGAAAUUGAAUUGUAAAGCAUUUUGUUGUCUGUUCUAUACCUGUAUCUGAGCUUAUUUGCCCGAUUCCAAAGAGCAAUGAAUUUGAUGUACCUAAAUAUCUGUAUCUUUAUUUGGAAGAAAAUGGUUGGCAUUAACAGCUAUUGAAUUGGCACUGACUUGAUGUGCGUGGAUGAUUUUAUUUUUCCAGGGGAAUGGACAACUAUUCAUCUCCUGUAAAAGUAGGAGAGAAAAUAGAUUUGCAAGGAAUCUGUCCUUUGUUCCACGUCAUGUCAGUCGAUCUGUGCAAAAACCCAACACAGUGCUUUCCGUCAUUAAAGACAGGUCAUUGGAAAGGUAUAGUGAAACCUCGUUA